AUGGCCGAUCUACAGGCUGAAAUCGAAUUAACUGUGGAAUUAAGAAAGUUUUUUAAUAUUGAUUUAUUUGUUCAAGGCUAUUAUCAAAUUCGUAUUGGAAUUAAAUUUGCACCGAAAAUUCAAGCAGCAACGAAAAUUGAAAUAAAAUCUGAACUCUCAUCCAUCUUAGAUGAAUCCAAUGAACAGAUUUAUCCUGCUUGUAUAUUUAAUGAUUGUGGUGUUAGUAAAACAUUUUUAAUUAUAUAUAAAAAUGCAGAAGUUGAACUUGAUGAUCAAUUUAAUUUCAAACUCUCUGUUAUUGUUGAUGCUCAAAAUAUUACGGAUUGCUUUAAUCGAAUGGAUAUUCAGCUUUGUCUUGAGCUAUAUUUUAUGGAAAAAGAGUACUCACCAGAACGAAUUGGAGCAAUGCAAUCAUUAUGCAGCCGAUCUUAUAAACUUCAUUUUAAUCCACGUUUGGGACUUCAUACUCAUGUACCAAUACUUUUCGACUAUUUUCAUUUAUCUGCAUUAACAGCAACGAUUCAUGGUUCACUACUUUGUCUUAUUCCACCUUAUGUAUUUGAUCGGCCCAACGUACGUCACACUUCAUUGUUUAGUUUUCUUUUCGGUCAAGAUUUAUCACAGAUUACCACUGAUCAACUAAAUCCAACAUUACUCGAUCGAGCAUAUCAUCUACAUAAUAAUAUAUGCGAAAUACUUCUUUCGUCUUAUGAAUCUUUGCAAGAUUUCUAUGAAAAAAUGAUACAACAUUUAUCAGCACAUGAACAAAAACCUAUACAUCAUCAUCAAAAUUGUCGCCAAAGAUUAAAAGAGCUUAGUGACAAAUUAAAAACCACAGAUGAUAUUCAUUCAAUAGACAAUUUAGCACAUGCACAUAUUGCUCAAUGUUCAGCAGAAAAUAUAAUGCUUUGGUGUCAAUUUAUUCAAACAUUCGGUUUACAUGAAAUAACAGCAAUUGUUCUUGCAAAAGAUUAUCAUUUCAAACGAGUAAAACGUCUUUCAGAAGGAUUUUUUCUUCGUGAAACAUCGAGAAUUAACAUUCUUAUCAACGAAGGUGAUUUAUUCAACGAUAUACAUGAACUUGUUAGAAAUUCUUUAUACUAUUCACGUUUGCCACAUUUACCAAUCGAAUGUAUUGAACUUGAUGGUGUAUCAGAUACUUUACCGAUUCUUAUCGAAGAGAUUUAUUCACCUAAUGAACAACCGUCAACAACAACAACAAUUAUAUCAUCAUUAAAUCCUACGAAUAAUAAUGAUAAUACUGUUUUUCAAAGAGUUCAGAAUCUUAGUCAACUCAAUUCAAAACUCAGUCAUAGCGUUAGUGAAAAGUUAAACGAAAUGAGAUCCAACUCAGCUUCAAAUAUUUUAUCAUCACCACGUUCACAAUCUAAAAAGCAACAGCAACAACGAACGACAACAUCACCAACUAAAAGUAAUUCAAAUAAUACAAGUUCCACAUUAGUUCGUCAUCAAUCUGCUAAAACCUUUUCAUUUUUUCGAAAUCAUACCCAAAAAAAUAUUAAUUCUGUGGUAGCAUUAUCGAAUGAACCAUUUGUAAAAUUAACUUCAAUUCGUAAAGUCGAUCAAGAUAAUGUAUCAUCAUCACCAACACUGAAAUCACAUACUAGUCCUGCAUUUGGCCUAUUUCCUAAUCAAUCCGAUUCUGGCAUCAAUGUUAGUCGUGAUGAACGAUUCGAUUCUUCAUGUAUAUCUACAAAAACAAGUCAUCAGUCAUUACCGAAUGUUUCAAUACAACGAAGUAAUAGUAGUAUAUCAUCAGUAAAUUCCAAUGUAAUUGAUUCAUCAAUUGUCCCAACAUUUUUAUGUUCAACAUCGGAUAAAGUUGAUGAUGAUGUUUUUCAAACAAGCGAUCAAAAUAAUAUUGUAGCUGCGUCAACAUUUGGCGAUUCGAGUACGAAAUCAAAAGUUCUACGCGCAUCUUAUCGCGGUAAGCCUCAUACAAUGGAUCGACAAACAAGAAUAUCAAAUGCAGUACGAUCAUCUUCAACAUCAUCAACAACAUACAAUAAACAUUCAUCAAAUACGCAACCAAAAUAUUUCAUUACAAAAACUGAUGAUAAAAUAACAGCAACAACACCAAAUCAACCAGUGAAUUAUGCACUCGAUUCUGUUCUUAGUUUAACUUUAGAAUUAGAACAAACAGCCACAGCUAAUGUUCAACGUAGACAUACAAUCUCAGCGCACGAUAUCAAUCCUUUACUAUUAAAUGGUUUAACUGAUGAUGAAAAUCAAUUGAAUCUGAUAGAAAGAGCAAAUCAACAGAAUUCUUCUAUAAUAGUUAAUAAUGAACCAACUAAUGCAACAGAUAAUAAACAAGACAUUUCAUUAGAAUAUGAUCGACUACAAAAUAAAUCCAUCAACAGCCAAACUAUUGAAUUUGUUGUUUACAAAGAAAAGUUAAAACAAUUACUUUCAUCAAAAUGUUCAGCAAAUUUUAUGUUUUUCUCUGAUUUUUCUACUCCAAUAUCAAUGACUCCAUAUUUUUAUCAAGAGAUAGUACCAUUCGAUACGAAUGGUAUUCAUCUAAUAAUAUGUGUACACGGUUUAGAUGGUAAUUCUGGUGAUUUACGUUUAAUGAAAACAUACCUUGAAUUAUGUUUGCCAUCAUGUCAAUUUGAUUUUCUUAUGUCAUCAUCAAAUCAUUCAUCAACAUUUGAUGAUAUUGAUGUUAUGGUUAAGCAACUUAUUGAAGAAAUCGAUUCACAUAUUGAACGUAGUAUUUCAAGACCACAACGUAUUAGUUUUAUUGGUCAUUCGUUGGGCAAUCUAAUUAUACGUGCUACUGUUAGUAAUACACGUUUUGAACGAUAUAGAUCAUUACUUUACACAUAUCUUUCUUUGUCUGGACCACACUUAGGAACACUAUUUAAUACUAGUGGUUUAGUUAAUAUAGGAAUGUGGCUAAUGCAAAAAUGGAAAAAAUCCUCUAGUUUAUCACAAAUGUCAUUUUCUGAUCAUAUCGAUCCAAAGCAAACAUAUUUGUACAAGCUUAGUAAACAACCUUGUUUGGAAUUUUUUAAAAAUAUUUUAAUGGUUGCUUCACCACAAGAUCGUUAUGUUCCAUUUCAUUCAGCUCGAAUUGAAGUUUGCAAAGCUGCAUUGAAAGAUACCUCUUAUGGCUCGAUUUAUGUCGAAAUGAUAAGUAAUUUACUUGAACCAAUACUACGUAAUCCAUCAAUAACAUUCGUUCGUUAUAAUGCCUUUCAUAGCAUUCCAUCGGGUACCAAUAAUAUUAUUGGUCGGGCCGCACAUAUAGCGAUAUUGGAUUCUGAACUAUUUGUUGAAAAACUCAUAUUGGUUAGUGCUGCUAAAUAUUUUAAAUGA
Molecule: messenger RNA, 3345 nt
Organism: Rotaria socialis
Lineage: Eukaryota; Metazoa; Rotifera; Eurotatoria; Philodinida; Philodinidae
Source: the annotation of a GenBank genome assembly